GUCCAUAAAGUCAAGUUAAUCACGUCAUUCUGAGUUUUCAUUUUAUUAACAUAAUAAAGUUCAGCAUUUCAGUCCUAAUCAACGACUCUAGGAUCCAUAUUAGACUAUAAGUGCCUUUUAUUAUUCAAUUAUGAUAAUGAUGGUUUUGGACCAAAAUAAUUCCCCGGAUUAUAAUAAGAAUAAUAACUGUUUCGAAAGAAUAAAUCUCAUAUGUAUUAAAUAAAACGUCAAAAUUAAGUUAGUAAAAGUAUUCAAUAAAUUGAUUAUUGUUUAGAUUCGAUGUGCGCUCACGCGCUCUGCUCACACACGUGACUUCAGGUGUGCGUGCAUAUGAGCAUUCAAAUGUUAGUUGCUAUAGCGACGCGUGUUAUGAAUUCUGUCUGCAUAUAUACACACUGGAACCGGAUCGCAUAUGUUGAUGAUUGAGAGGCGAAGCGAUUUCAGAGACUUUUGCAUUUCUUGAGAUUGUGAAGCUGUUCGGAGGAUUGCUGAGAGGAGACUUUUAUUCUAGAAGGAGAGCGGAGGAGAUUUCUUUUACAUAGUUUUAUUUAUUUCAAAAGACUUGAUAUUAUUUCUGAGGACACUUUUAUUUUAUUGUUCUUUUUAUUGUAGGAGUUUCAUUUAAUUAUUUUAUUUUAGCUUUUUUUUUUUUUUUUUUGGAGGAUUAUUCCUGAUUUCAUUCUUUUUAUAUAUAUAUUGUAUUUUGUAAGUUAUUGUUUUUAUUGCCGUUUGGAAGAGGAUGUCGACGUCUCACGGCGGUGAAAGAGGAGCCUCAGGCCGCUCCAGAUCCAGGAGAGCUGCUUCCUCUCAGACGGCUGGUCAGGAGGUUUGGAGACCUGGUUCUGAUGACCGCGUUCAGGAUCCGCUGCCAGACCCGACCCAGACACUGAGCCAGGAGGUAUCUGGAUAUUCAACACCUCUGCCGUCAGAGUUUUCUGUUUUUGUGUCCACAGGUCAGGAUCACGGGAGGAGGAAGUGGCAGAGCGGCAGCCAGCAGAGCCCAGAUGAUGGACGUCCGUCCACUCCAUUUAAAAGACUUGAUAAACGCUCUCACAGAGCCUCCGGCCGCUCCGGAUCCACUCAGACAGAUUCUUCACCGGACGUCAUGUCCGCAUCAUGUCUGUCCCUCUCUGAGGACAAUGUAGAGAGGCGCUCAUGCAGAGAGUUGUUGAGCCUCAGCAGCAGAGGCUCGUACAGCGUCAUAUGGAGGUGGAGUGGUGAUGGAUCAGAUCGCCCAAACCAACAGGGCAACCGGCGUUUGUCCAGGUCCGACAGCCUCGAGGAGUGGAUGUGCCCUCCGCUGCCGGGUCAAGUUCCUGUCGGGCCGCCAGAGACUUCAAAUGGCCGAACUGCUCGGGGUGCCGUGGAGGAGGCUUCUCCUGUGAACAAGAGCUCAACAGAAAAACCUAAACCAAAACGUCGGAAGAGGAAAGGAUUUGGUUCUUUCUUCCGGAGGCUGUGGAAGGCUAUGAAGAGUCCUUUCGGCUGCUGUUUCCACAGUAGUGCUGUGGAUGUUGUGGAGCCUUUUGUCCUUCCAGCAGAUCUGGAGUCAGAGCCUGAUCCUGAACCGUCACCUGCUCCAGAUCGCUCCGCCGUCAAGACAAAUAACGAGCCCUUUGAGUCUCUCUACAACGCGGGAGAGAUGAUUGGAUCUGGAGGAUUUGGCAGGGUGUACGAAGGAACACGCAAAUUUGACGCCAAAAAGGUUGCCAUCAAACGGAUUCGCAAGACUGACAACAACUGUUACCUUGAUAUCCCUGGGCAUCCCGAACCUCUCGUUACAGAAGUGGCGCUGCUGCUGAUGAUGAGGCGAGAACCCAUCAGCCCCUACAUCAUACAACUAUACGAGUGGUUUGAACAUCCUCGAAAAUUCACUCUGGUCAUGGAGUUCCCUGAACCCUGCGAGAGCUUGCUGGACUUCAUCGUUCGUCAUCCUCAACUGGACGAAACAACAGCACGGGUCAUCAUGCCACAGGCCGUGCUGGCAGUACAACACUGCAUCGAGCACGGUGUUUUUCAUAAUGACGUCCAUGCGCAGAACUUCCUGUUGAAGAAAAACACGUUGGAGCUCAAGCUGAUAGACUUUGGCUGCGGUCAGCUGUUUAGCAGCGAUGGCUACGAGAGGGACCUAUACCGUGGAGUGCUGUAUUACUGCCCACCUGAAGCCUUGACAGACCCUCGAUUCCAUGCCGUCCCAGCGAAUGUCUGGUCUCUAGGAGUGUUGCUCUAUGAGAUGGUGAACGCAUGCUCUCCUUUUCAGGACAGAGUGGAAAUCACACGAGCCGAAGUCACAUUUCAGAACUCCAGCUUAUCCAAAGAAUGCAGAGAUCUGAUUAGCCAGUGCCUAACCCGGGAUCCCACUAAACGGCCGACGACAGAGCAGAUGUUACAACACAAAUGGAUUAGAAAUGAUGUAGAUUGGAGAGGUUCAGGAGAUUCACUCGAUCAGUGAUUACAGGAAAUAACAGACUUGCUGUCCUCGGUGGAGGGCUCCAACUCGAGACUCGACUGAAGCCUGAAGUCCAACCCCAACCUGACAGGAACUCAGAGCCGCCGCACCAGAGACUCAGAGCCUGUCCACGUCUGAGAAGAACUUGAGAGACGACGAGACUGGAGAGAAUCAUCAAGUCAUCACAGACACAUUUACUUUGUUUUUAAACGUCAAGACGAGUCAUGUUUAUUUAUAUAGUUCUUUAUGUAUGACCCAAUCUGUUUAUGACUGUUUAUGUAUAUAUGUAUAUAAAAUUUCUAUAUGACCCCUUUGAAUAAAUGUUUUUAGUUGCAUAAAUGCUACAUGGCUGCAAACUUGAGUGCAUUGUAGAGCCUGUCUAAAACACAACCCUACUCUAAAUGAGACUAUAAAUGGACAAUCAUAAUAAUAAUAAUAAUUUGGUGCACUAUCCACUAUUCAUGUAUUAGAAAGAUUUAGGUCAAUCUUGAAGCUUAUAGGAAUAGUUACCUAAAAACACAAAGUUCUGUCAUGAAACUCUAGAUGGCUGAUUGGUCCUGAAGUCAGUCUUCUAGCAAUCACAUCAUUCUCUUUAGGGCACAGCUGAUUGGUUCCUGCUCUAUCAGUAGCCAAUGAGUUCGCUUGCUCAACCUUCUAGUGCUUUGAUAGCAUUUGCUGUAGUUGCGGCGCGCUUUGAGAAACCCUCCACCUUCCCCAGCUCCACCUGUAUAGAUCUGCUAUGGGUAAUUCAUGAAUGCAAUACUGAAUGUCUGUUUAUUUCCUGAACUUGCUUUCCAGCAGCAAUAACAGCAGCAGCAGAUCUAUUCCACCAAGACCAAACAUAUCAACAUUGUCAUAUAUCCAUUACCAUGAAAAACACACUGAAAGUUGUCGUGACAGAAAUUUUAUCAUCUAGAAAAAAUCCAUCUAUUAUUGUCAAACUGAACUUAAAGGUGCUCUAAGCGAUCCUGGGUGGAGUAACUUCCUGUUGACGUUCCAAGUGUUAUCAAACAAAAGAGAGGCUAGCUAGACCCUCCCUCCUCCUCCUCCUCCUCCUCCUCCUCCCCUCCGUGCUUCCUGAAACAGUCAUGAACGCGCAUUUAAAAUCAUUCUUGUCGGUUAUUGGCUGGAGCAUGUUUAUUAUGUUUUGUGGUCCAGGCUGUACCAGUUUGUUUUUUCAUGUGCCAUCAACAUGUGUGCAGUAGAGGGUUAAGUAUAUUGUACUUGCUAUUAUACAGUGUGUAAAUAUGUAUAUGAUUUCUGAAGGAUCAUGUGGCACUGAAGACUGGCUGAUGAAAAUUCACAUUUGCAUCACAGAAACAAAUUAUACUUGAAAAUAUAUUAAAAUAAAAAAAUAUUAUUUAAAAUUGUA
Messenger RNA from Megalobrama amblycephala (Wuchang bream), 3821 nucleotides. Its product is annotated as serine/threonine-protein kinase MARK1-like. The transcript is spliced from 10 exons. Lineage: Eukaryota; Metazoa; Chordata; Actinopteri; Cypriniformes; Xenocyprididae. The record is from RefSeq and is a predicted model, not a curated record. Gene Ontology annotation, molecular function: ATP binding; protein serine/threonine kinase activity. Gene Ontology annotation, cellular component: cytoplasm. The coding region runs from base 740 to 2452 and encodes 570 amino acids. Gene Ontology annotation, biological process: regulation of mitotic cell cycle; negative regulation of apoptotic process; protein autophosphorylation.